CCUUUCCUUAUGUUACAGCCAUAGUAAGUUGCUGUACUCCAGAGCACAUGCAGAUUGUCAGUUUUCUCUGCCUCCUGCAUGCUGAGCUCUGCAGCUCUCUUGUCUCUGCUGGGAAACCCCUACCUUGUCUGACACCACCGUGUUCUUAGACCACCGAAGAUCUGAAAAGGUUUCUCCAGUAGCUCUCAUCAAAAAAAGUCUUCCAUUUUUCUGAAGGGAUAUUGAUAGAAGUUCAUUGCAAAAGAAAGCUUUUUGCAAGACAGAUGACUGAAAGCAACGGAGAAGAUCCAAAAGCUGGAAGCAGGAUGGAACGCAUCCAACAAGGAGUCCGAAAACGUACACUUUUGGCAAAAAAAAAAGUGCAGAGCAUAACAAAGGAUGAUGUUAAAAGUUAUUUAUUGAGGAAUGCCUUUGUGCUUUUCACCGUUGUUGCUGUGAUUCUUGGUGUAAUCCUUGGAUUUUCUCUCCGAUCAUACAAGAUGAGCUAUCGGGAAGUCAAGUACUUUUCAUUUCCAGGAGAACUACUCAUGAGAAUGCUGCAAAUGCUGGUCCUGCCACUAAUUGUAUCCAGUUUAGUCACAGGAAUUGCUGCCCUGGAUAGUAAAGCAUCAGGGAAGAUGGGAGUCCGAGCAGUAGUCUACUACAUGAGUACUACGAUCAUUGCUGUACUGAUUGGUAUAAUCAUUGUGGUCAUCAUCCACCCUGGGAAAGGUACUAAAGAAAACAUGCACAGAGAAGGCAAAAUUGUGCAAGUGACAGCAGCAGAUGCCUUUCUUGAUUUAAUCAGAAAUAUGUUCCCUCCAAAUCUGGUGGAAGCUUGCUUUAAACAGUUCAAAACGAACUAUGAAAAGAGAAUGUUUAAAGUAACUAUUCCAUCCAAUGACACAUCCACAGUGGCUUCCAUAAUAAGCAAUGUAUCAGAAGCAAUGGAAAAGCUCACCCAAAUGAAAGAGGAAAUAGUUCCUGUUGCAGGUUCUGUAAAUGGAGUGAAUGCUCUUGGCUUGGUGGUUUUCUCAAUAAGCUUUGGCCUGGUGAUUGGAAGCAUGAGGGAGCAAGGUCGGGCAUUAAAAGAAUUCUUUGAUAGCCUUAAUGAGGCUAUUAUGAGAUUGGUUGCUCUAAUCAUGUGGUAUGCUCCACUUGGAAUCCUCUUCUUGAUUGCUGGAAAAAUUGUUGAGAUGGAAGAUAUGGGUGUUAUUGGUGGCCAGCUUGCUAUGUAUACUGUAACAGUUAUCAUUGGUUUGCUAAUUCAUGCUGUCAUUGUCCUACCUCUCCUCUACUUCCUGAUCACUCGUAAGAACCCUUGGGUAUUUAUUGGAGGCUUAAUCCAGGCAUUAGUCACAGCUUUGGGAACAUCUUCCAGUUCUGCAACACUACCUGUUACAUUUAAGUGUCUGGAAGAAAUAAAUGGAGUAGACAAACGAGUUACGAGAUUUGUACUCCCAGUUGGUGCUACAAUUAACAUGGAUGGAACUGCUUUAUAUGAAGCUUUGGCUGCAAUUUUCAUUGCACAGGUUAACAACUUCGAUCUGAACUUUGGGCAGAUUAUCACAAUCAGCAUCACAGCUACAGCUGCCAGUAUUGGGGCUGCAGGCAUUCCUCAAGCUGGACUGGUCACCAUGGUCAUUGUGCUUACAUCAGUAGGUUUGCCUACAGAUGAUAUCACUCUUAUCAUUGCAGUGGACUGGUUCUUGGAUCGUCUCCGUACCACUACCAAUGUAUUGGGAGACUCCAUUGGAGCAGGAAUUGUUGAACACUUGUCACGGCAUGAGCUGAAGAACAAAGAUGCUGAAAUGGGUAAUUCUGUGAUAGAGGAGAACGAAAUGAAGAAACCAUACCAACUGAUCUCACAAGAAAAUGAAAGUGAAAAACCACUAGACAGUGAAACCAAGAUGUAGGGUAAAGAAAGAAUGAGUCCAACACUGCAAGUGUGAAAACCACACAUCUUUUCCAGCCAUUUAUAUCUUGAAUUCACCAACUUCACUUAUUCCUUUUUUUCUCCCUUUACACUAGCACUGGAAAGAAUUCAUGAAAACAUAUUCCAAAUUAGCAGUGAUCACAGUAUAUGUUGGCUUCCCACUUUAGAAAAGAAAUUAACAGGCAACAACACUGGUCCUGCUAGACACACACUAACUGAGGAUAAAAAAAAGAGAUUUUUCAAUGAAAUAAAAACAAAAAUGAGUGCAUAUGUUACUCAGUCCUGUGAACCCUUUUUUUUUUUUUUUUUUUCAACUGGAAAGUAAAAAAGUAAAAACAGAUAGCAGAGCCUGAAGUUUUUACUUUUUUUUUUUUUAAUACCUGUUGUGAAAAUUCCAACAUGUAUGAACACACAAUCAAUACUUCUGACUUGAUAACUGGAUCCAGCUAAGCACAGGAUUUUUGCUUUUUUAUCUGGUUUGUUUGUUUGGGGGUUUUUUGUUUGGUUUUUUUUGUUUGUUUUUUUUCCCUAUUAUUGUUCUUCUACUAGCAGGACAAAAAAAAAAAAAAGAAAAAAAAAGAAACAAAAAGAAAAAGAACAUUGUGAAAUUUUAAAAAGGGAGAAGAUAUACAAAAUUUUAAAAAUACCCCAAAUCAGCACUUUCAUCAGCUGAGUUGAAAUAUUAAUGGAAAAGUUAUUUUAUCUUGACAGUUUUUUGCAUUAGCCUCAGCUGAUCUUGACAGAAACGUAGCCUAGUCAGCUCCCACUCACUUGCAAACAUUUAUGUAUGUACCUGCUUCCAAUCUGGAUUUGUCCCUUUAAUUUCAACAUCACAACCCAGUUGAACAAUCUAUGUGUGCAUUUGUGGGAGCAAGGCCCUAGGCUUUAAUGACUGGGACAGAAAAUGUGUCUUCAUCUCUGUUUGGGAAAAAAAACAUUGCAUGCUCUGUGUACACCAAUUAUCUACUUAAUAAGCAACAAUAAAAACAGAAGGCAGUGCCAGCCUUCUGCAGAAGGUGCAGAAGCAUGAGAUGCCCAGAUCCUAAAGGGACUGGAUUCUAAAUCUGAAUCCCUGAGACCACUAAGAGGUUUCCUGAUUGGAAAUCUCCCAAAUGCUUGGUCAUCCCACUGAUAAGUUAUAGAGCUAUUAAGCUGAAUUUACAUUUUUCCAUCUGGAGAAGAAGGCUCCCUAACUCAACAUGAAAUUUUGUGAUCCUUGUAUGUUUAUUGAUAGCAUCUCGAAAAAUAGCCCUUUAGAAAGUAAAACUAAUGGGUGGUUUCUUUACUUUUUACAUGGAAAAAUAUAUAAAUUGCAAAAUAGUAACUACUAUAAUAAGUGUUGAAAUUUUUAUUAAAAAGAAUUUUAAAGCACAACUUGUAGGUUUCUUCCAGGUAAUAGAUAAGGAAAGAAUGAAAAACGGACACAACACAAUCAUAAUUCCAUGGCUUGUUUUGUUCAUUUCAAGAUUAUUCCCUGAGGAAGCCCUCUUCUAGAAAUAUAAAUUAAGUAAUUUUUUUCAUUUUUGCCUUGUAUUAUUACAGAGGUUAAACUGGAAAGUUUUAUAUUGCAGUUAGAGUUAGGGCAAUGAAAAAAUACUGACAGGCACAAUAGUGUUGGGUGACCUUUUUUUAUUAAAAUGUUCAGUUGCUUUCUUUCUCCGUCAACCGGUCACAAAAUUCUGAUGAUGGAAAUUAGGGAUUGCCUUACAAUGUUCCAGAUGCUACUUAAAAAACAUUCAAUAUGUUGCUUCUGUCACUAAAGGAACAUUAAUUUGGUGUACAACUGUAGUGAAAAUGUCAGCAUGCUUGUUCAAGACAAAUCUUUUCCCAGAGAAGACUGCUUAUUUUAGGACUGAAAACUCCUGCCCAUCUUCUCCAGUUCAGUAAUCCAGAAAAUGUGAGAAGGAACUCUCUCCAGUGAAUGAAGUGAGUAGGGUUUAAUACAGAGUAUUAAGCAGUCAAACCUACAAAGCUCUAAAUGAAUCUCUUACUAAAAGAAAACAAGUACAAGGGGGAUAUUUUUGCUAACAGAAUGCAAAUCUAGUAUACAGACAGGCAUUUUCUGAUAUGUAAUUAGAGAUAUUUUUAUAUAGAUACUGUAUUCAGAAUGUGUGUAUAAACAUUAACUGUAGAAUUUAUGACGUAACGAUUUAAUCUUUUGUUAAGAUCUUGUUUGGAAAUACAUUGCAAAGACAAUGUGAAUGGCUGUCUUUCUAUGACUACAGCUGAGAAAAGUGAAUUGUGUCACAAAGAAUGUGAUCUUUUUAUAUACUAACUUUGUUUCUUAUGGAAAUCAGGUAUUAUAGAAAGAUUCCUUUUCCCACCCCUCACUGGUUCUGCAUUGGUAUGCACCCAGAGUGGAUUGAGAAAUAUUACUUUGUAGAUGUAUUUUCAAUAAAAAUAGUUUUACAUUA
Messenger RNA from Apus apus (common swift), 4329 nucleotides. RefSeq names its product solute carrier family 1 member 3 (gene SLC1A3). The transcript has 10 exons. Gene Ontology annotation, cellular component: plasma membrane. Lineage: Eukaryota; Metazoa; Chordata; Aves; Apodiformes; Apodidae. Gene Ontology annotation, biological process: D-aspartate import across plasma membrane; L-glutamate import across plasma membrane; L-aspartate import across plasma membrane. The record is from RefSeq and is a predicted model, not a curated record. The coding region runs from base 264 to 1895 and encodes 543 amino acids. Gene Ontology annotation, molecular function: glutamate:sodium symporter activity; L-glutamate transmembrane transporter activity; neutral L-amino acid transmembrane transporter activity.